Pseudogymnoascus verrucosus is the source of this 3483-nucleotide messenger RNA. RefSeq lists its product as uncharacterized. Gene Ontology annotation, cellular component: plasma membrane. Gene Ontology annotation, biological process: potassium ion transmembrane transport. The transcript is spliced from 2 exons. Gene Ontology annotation, molecular function: potassium ion transmembrane transporter activity. Bases 821 to 3262 code for a protein of 813 amino acids. The record is from RefSeq and is a predicted model, not a curated record. Lineage: Eukaryota; Fungi; Ascomycota; Leotiomycetes; Thelebolales; Thelebolaceae.
CUGUGCUUUGUCCCCCCAUUGAAAGGACCCAUUGACCCCAUCCACACCCAUUGACACCCUCAUUGUCGUCCCUUCUUCUGCCAAACCACAAUACCAAGCAACAAUCAUUCAUUCACUCCCUUUUUGCGAAUCCACUCACUUGCUCCAAAACAAAGCGAGGAAAUACCCUCAUUCAUUCCUUCAUCCCAUAUCGUCACUCUUUGACAGUCCCCUCGUGCAUACAUCUAUCUAUCGCUCGCCAAGUCCUCAACAAGACGACCUGCAUUCCCGCCCGCAACGGAACAUCUGCGACACACGCCUGCGUCCGAUCAAACGACCUCAUAACCCACCGCCCCAACAAACCGCCCAGCGACCACUUGGCCCAUCUCAUCUCGCCUCUCCCUUCCCUCGUACCCGCCCACAGUUGCAACAACAACGAGACGGAACGGCUCACUCCCAUGCCUGCUCGCCAGUAGACGCGCGGUUUCCAGAUCCACGACGCUUCCCGCGGACAUACACACAUUUUCUUGUCACGACGCUCGUUCAGCGAAUCUAUACAACCCUCUUGAUCCCACCGAGGAUCACUAUUCCCGCACAAGUCGGACCCGCAGGCGGAUGACCUCUGUGCUCUGAUCGACUCGUCGCUCGUUGUAGAGAAGGAAGAUAGUUGACUUGAAGUCGACACCAACAGUUCGUCCAACGACGAGUAAUACCCCCGGCGGGAAUCAAGAUACCCGCUGCACAUUCAUUCAUUCGAGUCAAUCGCUCUUUGUUCUUUUUCAAUACCCCUUUUUUAGUUUCUGGCUGGCCCAGAUAUUUCAAUCUUUCAACAUAAUUCAAAAUGUUGUGCGGACGCAAGAAGGCGAAGGAUAUUAAGUUGGAGGAGAAGUGGGAUUUUAUCAGUCUCCAAGAUUUCAAGGCAUCGUCGUUUUUCGAGUACCUAGCAUAUGGAUAUCUAUGGUUAUCACUGGUCAUCUCUAUUGCCGUCUACGGCGUCGAUACUUUCACUGCAUACAACCUCAUCGCGUUGAACAAGUUCACCAGCAUCGAGCCGGUCAUCAAGCUAGACAUCUCGAAAUGGAUCUUCGCCGGCUGCAUCAUUGCGUCGUGGGUCAAUGUCAUCUACGAGCAUAUCCGAGCACAUCUGAUCAUCAGACGCGGCGCCGUGGCUGAGAGCUACCUCGAUUCCCUGGCAGUCCGACUCCAGGCCAUUCGCGUGUUUGGGCAAGGUCGUGGCUGGAAGCGCUUCCUGGUCUUCUCGGAGCUGACGAAGAGUAAGAAAGGUGCCGAGUACGUGGCGCUGUUCACCUACUUCUCGUUCCAGUCGUGGAUUCGUGUUAUUUUCUGCUCCGGACCCAGACAGGUCAUCAACGCCCUGACGCUGAGAUCUGUGUAUAUUGCUCAGCUCGACCCCAAGAACAGAGACGCAGCGACCUCGAUUCUCCAGUUCUUCAAGAACUUUGGUAUCCUGGCCGACCAGGACAAGAAACAGGCUGUCGUCCUGUCUGGUAUGGUCUUCACGCUCGUCGUCUGGAUCUUCGCCGCCCUGAGCCUGCUGCUCGCCAUGCUCUUCUACCUCCUUUUCCUCUGGCACUACAUCCCCAACGGCGACGGCGGCCUAUCCGGCUACUGCGAGCGUAAGAUUAACGGUCGUCUCCAAAAGAUCGUCAGCGUCAAGAUCAACAAGGCCAUCGAAGAGGAGGAACGCAAGCGCAACAAAGCCAACCAAAAAGCCUUCAAGAAUGGCGAAAAGCCCACACUCGGCCGCCAAGCCACACUCCCUACCCUCUUCGACACAAAAGACGACAACAAGCUCCCAUCAAUGCCAAUGCUCAACCGCAACGACACCACAGCAACCCUCCCAAUGUACACUUCCCGCCCCGGCACGCCCUCAUCCCAGCAGCCCAAGCUCCCAGACUUCGAACUCAGCAACAUGGACCAAAAGCGACCCGUCCCAUCGCGCCUCAACACCGCUACCUCAGCAAGCAGCUACGGCGCGUCGUCUGGUCUCGUCGCCAAUGCAGCUGAUAUGGGAUACAGUCGCACUGGAUCACCCGCGCCACCGAUGCCGGGACAGGAGGGGACCAACGGAAUGCCGUUCCCGGCGCCCCAACGCACGAUGACGGGAGGGACGAAUGCGAGCCAGGGCAGUUGGGCGCAGCAGCAGAGGGUGCCACAACAGUUGAGGAGUGGACCGGCGCCGCUGCAGAGGCAAGGGACGCAGGAUUCGUAUGGCAAUGUUGCCGGUAAUGGAAUGGGCAAUGGGAUGGGCAAUGGAAAUGGGAAUGGGAAUGGUGGGUUUGGACCACCUCAACGCCAAAUGACUCAGGACUCAUACAACUCCUACAACCCCCCCAGCCGCAACAUGACGCCGUUUGACCGCGUUGCCUCCCCGAUGGAUAGGUCUGUGGGCAACACACCCUUCGACCGCGUUGGAUCCCCAAUGGAUAGGUCGAUGGGUGGAAACACACCACUCGCUCGCAUCGCCUCCCCCAUGGACCGCUCAAUGGGCAACAACACACCCAUAACCCGCACCGACUCACCCCUCUCAUACACCUCCCGCCCGGGGCAAAACUACACACCCGCCCCCUCGGCACUGUCACAGGACCCGUACGCUCCUCAGCGCAACAACAACCAAAGCCAGAACCACGAUUCAUAUGACCCGUACUCCACUGCUUCCCCGACGAGAGCUACGCAUGCAGGCGGCGUUGCAAUGGACGAUGAACCGACGCUGCCCAGUUUCGACGCACCUACCAUCGUCGCACCACCACGAGGCGAUACGCCAUCGAGUCACUACGCGCCGUCCAUCGCAAGCAGUCGCGGCGCCGGCGACGCGUACAGCCGCCCUGGUCCUCCACCCGCUGGACAAAACGCCCAGACCCGAUAUGGACGCUCGACACCUAGCCAAGGGUCAAUUGAGAGCUCGGUGGGGAGACGCACACCGGCGUUUGAUACCGCGAGCGUGGUCUCGGAUCGCAGUAAUGGGAAUCCGUAUGCACCACAGCGUACACCGGCGUUUGAUACCGCGAGUGUGGUUUCGGAUAGGAGUAAUGGGAAUCCGUAUGCCCCACAACAGCAGCAGCAGCAGGGGAGGAUGGGGUUGGCGUCGCCGACGGGGUCGUAUGCGCAGCCGGUGCGUAGUGCGUCGGCGGGGGUUGGGCAGCAGGGGCAGGGGUAUGCGAGGCCACCGCCAGGGAGGAAUAUGACGGACCCUAAUGGUGGGCAGGGGGGGUAUAAUGCGUACGGUGGAGGUGGAGGUGGUGGGGGAGGGUAUAGGCAGUGAGUAAGAUAGGAGAGAGAAGGAAAGAAGGAAUGGGGAUGGAUAUCAUGAACGAACUGAGCACUUGCCGUGUGCAUACUACACUAACUUAACUCUUUGUAAAUGAAUGAGAGAUGGAGAUUUUUUUGAGAGCGCGAUUUUAGCGAUGGGAUAUGGACUUGGGGGGUAUUGGGGGAUGAUAGGAUAGGAUAGGAUGGAGAAGAAAAGAAAGAUCUGUGUUUUUG